ACAAUUCAAUACAUAAAAUAUUUAUUUUUUGACACUGUUGCAUAGCUUCUCCUGCUUCAAAUUGAAACUCAUCCCAAAAUCAAAUUGAAUCACAAAAUGGGUCACUCAGAAAUCUUCAAUUCCGCUCGAAAUUUCGCAGUUAUGGUCAGAAUUCGCGGUCCUGACCCAAAAGGAAUGAAGAUGAGAAAACACGCUUUUCAUCAUUACCGUUCUGGUGAGACAACUCUUUCUGCUUCUGGGUUGCUUGUACCUGAUACCCUUUGUGAUACUCAAGUAGCUAAGCGUUUAUAUGGUGAUAGGUUUGAGGAUAGGGUAUUGGUUGUGACGGUUGCUUCGGUUGUUGAGCCUUUUCUAUCUCCUCAUCAUAGAGAGAAUAUUCCUCAGGGUAGGCCUGAUUUGAUUUCUGGUGUUCGAAUUGAUAUUAUGACAGAGAAAACCAAUGAAGAAUCUGAUCAAGGAACUCCGAGUUGGCUUGAGGGGCAGCUAUUGUCAUUAGUUGAUAUUCCUGCUUCAGCCCUUUGUGUACAGUCACUUGUUGAAACGUCUCGAGGCUUGUCAGAGCAUGAAUGGGAGGUUGGUUGGUCUUUGGCAUCUCACAAUAACGAAUCUCAAUCCUCUAAAGAUAAUUUUCAAACUCAGGGGAGGAUAUCGGAGGGAGGAUCGGGUAGUUCAAGUGUUAUGUGCAAAUCACUGACUAGAAUGGCCAUUCUUAGUGUUUCUUUAUCUCUCAAGGACUCACUGAACUAUCAAAAACCUUCCAUGAAUAAAAGGGGUGAUUUCCUUCUGGCAGUUGGGUCUCCCUUUGGAGUUCUAUCAUCUACACACUUCUUUAACAGUUUAUCAGUUGGAUGCAUUGCAAAUUGUUAUCCUCCUAAUUCAUCUGAUGGAUCGUUGCUGAUGGCUGACAUACGCUGUCUUCCUGGAAUGGAAGGCAGUCCAGUUUUCAACGAGCAUGCGUGUCUUACUGGUGUCCUGAUCAGACCAUUGAGACAGAAGACAAAUGGAGCUGAAGUUCAGCUGGUGAUUCCAUGGGAAGCCAUUGUGAAGGCUUCUAGUGGCUUGCUGCGGACAUGUCCUCAAAACACAACAGAAGGAUUACAUUAUCAAGAGGGAAACUCUUAUGCUCCAGGAAAGAGACCUUUUAUCGACUACGAGAGAUCAGAAACUCGUGUACCUUCUAGUAAUAAACACGAGCAUUUAAAUUUUGGUAGCUCUUCACCAUUACUAAUCGAGAGGGCAAUGGCUUCUGUAUGUCUUAUUACUAUUGGUGAUGGAGUAUGGGCAUCUGGCGUUUUGUUAAACAGUCAAGGUCUCGUACUUACAAAUGCCCAUCUGUUAGAACCUUGGAGAUUUGGGAAAACUCAUGUAAGCGGCAGAGGAUAUGGAACCAACCCGGAAAAUUUUCCUUCCAUAUUGGAGGGAACUACUCUUGAGCAGAGGAGAUAUAAAUUGAACCCAACUUAUGACAACCAUAGAAAUAUACGUGUACGGCUUGAUCAUAUCAAGCCUUGGGUUUGGUGUGAUGCUAAAGUAAUAUAUGUCUGUAAAGGACCGUGGGAUGUUGCCUUACUGCAGCUUGAACCAGUUCCGGCUAAUCUUUUGCCUAUUGUAACAAGUUUUUCCAGGCCAUCCACAGGAUCAAAGGCAUAUGUCAUUGGCCAUGGAUUAUUUGGCCCGAAGUGUGGAUUCUUCCCAUCUGUUAGCUCGGGUGUGGUAGCGAAAGUGGUUGAAGCAAAGACUCCUCAAUCUUAUCAUUCCAUUCUACCCGAGCACAUGCAUACCCGUGUCCAUUUCCCAGCAAUGCUUGAAACAACAGCUGCUAUUCAUCCUGGUGCUAGUGGCGGUGCUGUUAUCAAUUCAGACGGUCACAUGAUUGGUCUGGUUACAAGCAAUGCAAGGCACGGCGGUGGAUCGAUAAUACCUCAUCUUAAUUUUAGCAUUCCAUCUGCAGCUUUGGCACCUAUCUUCAAGUUUGCAAAAGACAUGCUUGAUUCAUCACUUUUGCGGAUUCUAGACGAACCGGACGAGUACAUUUCAUCUAUUUGGGCGUUGAUGCGACCAUCUCCUCCAAAGCUCAAUCCCGCACCUGAUCAACCACAGUCUCGACUAGACAAUAAAAGCAAAGAAGAGAAGGGUUCUCAGUUUGCUAAGUUUAUUGCUGAAAGAAAGGAUAUUUUCAAUGACCCUAUUCAUGUUGGAAAGAGUGGAGUGCUUUCUAAGGAUGUUAUUCCUAGUAAGUUAUGAUGUCUGUUGAAAAUCAUUGAAGUUUACUUGAGCUGGAUGAGAAAGCAUUGCCUGAAAGUAAUGUCUAAUGUAUUUCCUUGUGAUCUGUAUUUUUUGGAUUUGGAGAUUAUGUACUUUUUAUUACUGAUUAGUGAUAAGAAAAUCCAGGAAAUAUUUUUUUGUACUUUGUAUAAAUGAAAAUAUUUUCACCAACA
Lathyrus oleraceus (garden pea) is the source of this 2438-nucleotide messenger RNA. RefSeq names its product glyoxysomal processing protease, glyoxysomal. Gene Ontology annotation, cellular component: peroxisome. Gene Ontology annotation, biological process: protein processing. Gene Ontology annotation, molecular function: serine-type endopeptidase activity. The transcript has 13 exons. Bases 97 to 2244 code for a protein of 715 amino acids. NCBI's taxonomy places the organism in Eukaryota, Viridiplantae, Streptophyta, Magnoliopsida, Fabales, Fabaceae. The record is from RefSeq and is a predicted model, not a curated record.